GGAGGGAGAAGAGGGUUGCCAGCUAAGAGUCAGCACCAAGGGCGCCUGCUCUCAUGCAUGUGUCAAUGAAGAAUUCCUGCCAGACUUCCAGUACUGUCCCCGACCCUGGGCAGAAUCCCAGCUGCCCCUCCCAGAACGCUCCAUGCCACUGGAACUCAGGAGCGCAGGUCCCAAAUAAUAUUUAAAAAGCCUCUACCAUAAGAAGAGAGACUCAACCUGAGAGAAAACUCACCAGGGAAGAAAAGGUGAGCAAUGGAAGCAGAGAACUCAAAGGACUGAAACUGGGUUUGCUGAAGGGAGUGAAGGCUCCUGUCUUCCAUUUCAGUCAUGUCUUACUGGACACUAAAUACAGCACUUUGUCAGCCAGCAGUUAAGGAAAUCUAAGAGGUGGAAAUGGGGCGGGCUAGAGGGCCACAGACAGCAGCUGACCCAGACGUCCCCUCUCCCGCCCCGGGGCGAGGCUGCGCGCUGUCACUUAUUGGCCAGUAGGGUCCCGGACCUUGACCAAUCGCCUCGGGCCGGGUCGUCAUGGCGACGGGCCACGCUAACACCUGGUGGCGGAGGGAGGCCCACUUGCUGAACAGCAAGGCGCGAUGGCGCAGAACUUGUAUGGUCCGGGAGUCCGGAUAGGCAACUGGAACGAGGACGUCUACCUGGAGGAGGAGCUUAUGAAAGACUUCUUAGAGAAGAGAGACAAGGGGAAACUUCUCAUACAGAGACGUAGAAGCCUAAAACAGAAUCUUUUGAGACCGAUGCAACUUUCCAUGACUGAAGACGGUUAUAUUCAUUACGGUGACAAGGUGAUGCUUGUGAAUCCUGAUGAUCCUGACACAGAAGCUGAUGUGUUUCUGGGUGGGGACCUGAGCCUGUGUAUGACUCCAGAUGAAAUUCAGUCCCAUCUGAGAGAUGAAUUAGAGGUACCCUGUGGCCUGAGCGCAGUUCAAGCCAAGACCCCAAUUGGCAGAAACACUUUUAUCAUUUUGAGUGUACACAGAGAUGCCACUGGUCAAGUCCUUAGAUAUGGGCAGGACUUUUGCCUGGGAAUAACAGGAGGAUUUGACAACAAAAUGUUGUAUUUAUCAAGUGACCACAGGACCCUCCUCAAAUCGUCUAAGAGGUCUUGGCUCCAGGAAGUGUACCUAACAGAUGAGGUCUCCCAUAUGAACUGCUGGCAGGCUGCCUUCCCUGACCCCCAGUUACGCCUGGAAUAUGAAGGCUUCCCCGUCCUGGCAAACGCUAAAAUUCUCAUCAAUCACUGUCACACAAAUCGGGGACUCGCAGCCCACCGGCAUCUUUUCUUAAGCACCUAUUUUGGAAAGGAGGCUGAGGUUGUAGCUCACACAUACCUGGAUUCACACAGAGUUGAAAAACCAAGGAACCACUGGAUGUUGGUUACUGGGAAUCCCAGGGAUGCUUCUUCCACCAUGUUGGAUCUGCCCAAACCGCCCGCAGAGGACACUCGAGCCAUGGAGCAGGCCAUGGGCCUUGACACGCAGUAACACGCCAAGCACGUGCAUGUUUUCCCUGGUCCCGCUCUCAUAAAUGUAGCUUUAAAAGAAAUUAACAACCUUAGUCAUGCCUCAAGCUAUUUUUGAAUCAGAUGUGGAACUCUCUGAGCAUUAUAUUAAAACAAAGAUUACAUUAAGAUUAUUGAAUUUGUGGUGACAGUCUAGGGCUGAAAAAAACAGCUCUGGAGAAUAAAUAGUAUUUGAAAGUGACAAACAAUGGCCCUUUGUUGACAAACAAAUUCUGAAGAACUCAGCUUCCUCUACUUAUAUCCUUCAUUGUCUACAAGGACAAUGCAUUACUUUUCAAAGUUAUG
Messenger RNA from Piliocolobus tephrosceles (Ugandan red Colobus), 1822 nucleotides. It is a transcript of the gene CFAP161, whose product is annotated as cilia and flagella associated protein 161. NCBI's taxonomy places the organism in Eukaryota, Metazoa, Chordata, Mammalia, Primates, Cercopithecidae. The record is from RefSeq and is a predicted model, not a curated record. Gene Ontology annotation, cellular component: motile cilium. Gene Ontology annotation, biological process: cilium assembly.